This is a messenger RNA of Oncorhynchus kisutch (coho salmon), 2578 nucleotides long. RefSeq names its product angiotensin II receptor-associated protein (gene agtrap). Gene Ontology annotation, biological process: angiotensin-activated signaling pathway; regulation of blood pressure. Lineage: Eukaryota; Metazoa; Chordata; Actinopteri; Salmoniformes; Salmonidae. Bases 426 to 1007 code for a protein of 193 amino acids. The transcript is spliced from 4 exons. The record is from RefSeq and is a predicted model, not a curated record. Gene Ontology annotation, cellular component: plasma membrane.
UUAGGCGGAAGGAGUUAGGCUGUUGUCACAUGGUUAGUGGGAGUGGUUGAGACAUUUUAUGAGAGAAGUUGAACAGUUAUGUAUUAAAUCUUCAGAAAACUCAAAAGUUGAAGGGGACGAUAACAUCUGCAUUGCAUUGGCCUGAAAAUAUGGAAAUUCCUGCGGUAAACCUCAAGGCCAUAGUACUAAUGCACUGGCUACUGACCAUCUGGUGAGUAAGUGGGUGGGUUGGCUCCUCUCAAGGGUUUUUCAUACACCUGUGGAAUUUCGCUUGUUGCCGACUCCAACUGAGGAAAGUGGUCUACAUGGUUCACUUGUGUUGCGUUUUCUCUAUGGAUGGCUGCACUGAAGACUUCAUAGUUACAGUCAGUCACAGAAGAGGCUAACUUUAACCACAAGCUGAUAAUGGACCACUUCUCAGCUACAUGCUUUUCCUCCAGAGUUUGUCAAAUACAAUUAUCAAUUUGCAGAUUUAUGAGGCCUACUCUUUUAGAGACGCUAGUAUAUGCUUAACAUUUGGAAGUGUCUGUUGGUAUUUUUUACUGUGUGUGGUUCCUAGGGGCUGCAUGGCCUGGCUACCCCCCUCCUAUGCCUGGGGGAACUUCAGUGUCCUGGCUGUGGGUGUGUGGGCCAUCGCUCAGAGGGACUCCAUCGAUGCUGUACUUAUGUUUCUUAUUGGGAUUGCAGUGACGAUACUGACGGACAUCAUCCAUUUUGGGAUCUACUAUCCGCUGGCCGAGGGUCUAGCAGAGAGGAACAGGGACACAUUCCGCUUCAGUGCCGGCAUGGCCAUCCUGGGCCUGCUACUCAAACCUGUCUCUUGCUUCUUCGUCUACCAAAUGUACAGAGAACGUGGAGGAGAUUACAAUGUCAACUUUGGCUUCCCCAGUGUAACACGAAACAGAGAUGCUUACCAGUCCAUUGACCAGCAGGACCAGUCCACCAGCUCAGCCAACCCCUUCAACCAGGCCGAGGGCACCAAGCCUGGACCACCACACUCUUACUGAGAUACAGCACUCACUUUAUUCUCUUGGAAUUACAUGCUGUCAAGAAGACAUCCAUAAUGUUUUUUUCCUUUCAUAUGGGUAUUUGCAAACUGCAAAAGACCUUUGUCCUGAGCUUUAUUCAAUCCCUUACCAGUAAUGCCUCGUUCUAAAUACUCACUGUCAUGGUAAAAUAAUAUGAUCUGCUUACUGUAUGCUUGAUGCUCAGGGUAAUGUCACAUACACUGGAAAUACCUUGGACCCAAGCCCAACACUAAAAGGAGAAGCUAAGUUUUUGAAUUUUAUGGUGUAGUAACAGUGGGAUAAUACAGAAUUAUACAGCAGAGUUUGCCUGCCUUCUUACCAAUAUCUACCCUGUCCUAAAUGCUACUAUAUUUCUUACUUUGACUUUAUUUAAAAGAUGCCUGAUGAAAGGUCUGUGUUGUCCUAACCCUUAAAGAUGGACAUGAGCGUUUACAACAGUAUUAUUGCCAGUGUUUGGAAUAACCAGUGCUCUGGUUGUGUUAUGUUAGUGUAUCAUAAGCUAUUCUCAGCACCACCAUCUACUCAAAUCAAAACUUAUUGAAGAUGUCAAAUAGAGAGGAUAAUGGUGGUGCUGUUUGUAAACCCUUCCAUUUGACUAUUAAUUUUAACACAAUGCCAUCAGACAUUUCCAGUUUUACCUCACCAUCUAUGUGACAGAGCAUUACAGCUUUCAGGGAGGACUUGUAUCUCUUUGUUGUAAAGUCAAAUAUAACCCUCGUGUUAGAUCCUGUUUCAGGAUCAGGAGUGUUUUGAAAAGGUCAAGAUGCAGAAAGCGUGCAAGUCAUUUGGUCUGCAACAGUUCUUUGACAUUUUUUAUUGAAACUAGUUCACUCUGAGUAUCAGAAUUAAGAAUGAGAGAGACUUUCUGCCUUCUAUACCUUACGGGUAGGAUUUACCUCUGAGCUGAGAGAGAAGCAGAUAUCUGUUACAGCCCAGUAAAUAUGAAUAUGAACUUCCUGGUUGUGAUUUGCAUAGUUUUGUCAGUGUUUUAACAGGGCACAUUCUUUGUAAAAUGUUAGCACUUGUGUCCUCAAUCAUUCCAAAUGCAUAAUUUUUUUAUGUACCUGAUCAAUUUUGUUAGGUUUUUGUCUUUGCCUUUCACGUGUAAAUGCACUAAAGCAUUUGAAAUGCUUUAGUGCACUCUUAGCUUUACAUUGACUGAGGUAAUUUUCUUUAACAACUAAUGUGUUUGUCCCAGCAGUGUUGAGUUGUUCUCUUGAUAAAAUACAGAAACUCUAUUGAUCUGAAUGAGUUACAAGCCAUAUUGAUUUGAGUAACAUGGGUGAAUACCAAACAUUCACAACCUUGAAAUUCUAUCCAUAGUUAAUUAAAAAAACUACAGCUCUGACAUAAUUUGCAUUUUUCAUGGAGUGUUUUAUUGAAGUAUAAUCCAGGGUUGAGAAAAAUAUGCAUAAUAACUUUUAAAAAACUAAAUGCUGCAGUACUUGCACUUAACCAAAUGCUAUACCCUUGCACUUGUCUAUUGAAACACUAGACAAUUAAUCCGUUUUCUACACUUAACAAAAAUAUUAAAGCAACAAUUUCAAAGA